Molecule: messenger RNA, 561 nt
Organism: Metarhizium album ARSEF 1941
Lineage: Eukaryota; Fungi; Ascomycota; Sordariomycetes; Hypocreales; Clavicipitaceae
Product: Ubiquitin system component Cue
Exons: 2
Coding region: 1-561 (186 amino acids)
Molecular function (GO): ubiquitin binding
Source: RefSeq, a predicted model, not a curated record
AUGGCCAAUGAACAGAUAUCGCUGCCAUACUUGGCAGGAAUCCUACUCUUGUCGGGGCUGAUAUUACGAUACCUGUUCUUUUCUGGAACGCAGACGUCCCGACCGACAAGGUCACCAGAGGACGUGCGGAGAUCGCGAGAAACGGCAGUAGAGCGGAUACAACAGAUGUUUCCCCAGGCCGAAAGGCGGAGUAUCCUGUGGGAUCUGCAGCGUAAUGGCGGGAGUAUCCAAAACACCACGGAGCGAAUCUUGGCCGGGCGACUCGAAACUCCGCCUGUUACGUUCCAACCCCUCCCUCCGCCCGGGCAAGCCACGGCCGGAGCCAGCACCGCUUCUGCGACGAGACAAGCCGACAAGCCAUCACAACCAGACCUAAUAACGCGAUAUAACCUAAAGAGUAAGAUUACCGAAGCGAAAUUUGAGGACGAGGCCAAACCGAGAGGAUGGAGUUCCAACCGGGAUGAGCGCCAGGCGUCGUUGCAGAAGCGACGAGACGAGAUGAUCUUGGCGGCGCGGCGGAAGAUGGAAGCGAAGAUUGCGGCGGAGAAAGCUAAUCGAUAA